UCCCAUAGGAAGCAGGAGACACUCCUCCCCGUGAUGUGUUGAGAAGAAGACUGGUGGGAGACAACAAGUAUCCGCGUAUCCUCACAUUAUAUCUUAAACAAAUAUUGUUUUUUAAACUAAAAUCGUACCGUUUACUGAAUCAUUCGGUUUGUACUAAAACUCCUGUGUCCCCUUGCUUGGAUGUCACUAUGUAGAGGACAGCCCCUUUGGGUACCCUGACUUCUUCGGUCUGUGUCCAAUGCGAGGAGCUGCAUGUGAGCCCUGUGCUGCGCGGUGCGGUCUGGGAGAUAACUGCUGUCUAGCGUGGCGGGCUCGGGCGCGUCGAACACUUGUCUCCUCCCCGGCUCAGCGGUGACGCUAACGGCAGAGCUAACUCCCACUAGCCGGUAACAUCAGCGGCUGUUUCUCUGGUUGUCUAGUCAGUAGAGGAAGUGGCAGAUACUUCUGUUGAGUAUAAAAAUACAAAGAAACCCCACUCGGGAGCUGAAUGGCCACUGCUCUAGCAGUAAAAACCGAGAAGCGACCAGCAAAUGAUUCUCAGGAUGUAGACUCUAAUGCAAAGAAGCCCAGGAUGUGGAAAGCCCCAUCACUGGAACCAUCGUCACUGAAUAUCUUCCUGCCCCAAAGGAAACUGCUGCCUAGCCUGAAGACAAAGCGGGCCCCUGAGCUGGUCCUUGUAAUUGGCACAGGGGUGAGCUCCGCAGUGGCCCCCCAGGUCCCUGCGCUCCGUUCAUGGAAGGGUCUGAUCCAGGCCUUGCUCGACGCAGCCAAUGACUUUGACCUGCUGGAGGAGGAGGAGAGCCGUCGCUUCCAGAAGCACUUGCAGGAGGAUAAGAACUUGGUGCACGUGGCCCAUGACCUCAUCCAGAAACUGUCUCCGAGAACGGGCAACGUGCGCUCCACCUUCUUCAAGGACUGCCUGUACGAGGUGUUCGACAACCUGGAGUGCAAGAUGGAGCACGCGGGCAAGCACCUGCUGCGCUCCGUGCUGCAGCUGAUGGAGAGCGGCGCCCUCGUCCUCACCACCAACUUCGACAACCUGCUGGAGAUCUACGCCGCCCACCAGGGCACCAAGCUGGAGUCGCUGGACCUCACGGACGAGAAGAAGGUAUUAGAGUGGGCCCAGGAGAAGCGCAACUUGAGCGUUCUGCACAUCCAUGGUGUUUACACUAACCCAAGUGGAAUCGUACUGCACCCUGCUGGCUACCAGAAUGUACUGAGGAAUACCGAGGUUAUGCGGGAGAUCCAGAAGCUGUACGAGACCAAGUCGUUUGUGUUCCUGGGCUGUGGGCGCACGGUGGACGACACCACCUUCCAGGCUCUGUUCCUGGAGGCGGUGAAGCACAAGUCGGACCUGGAGCACUUCAUGCUGGUGCGGCGCGAGGACGUGGGCGAGUUCAAGAAGCUCCGCGACAACAUGCUGGACAAGGGCAUCAAGGUCAUCUCCUACGGCGACGAGUACUCCGACCUGCCCGAGUACUUUGAGCGGCUGGCCAACGAGAUCUGCAGCCGCGAUGCAUCCGCCACCGCCGCCGCCGCCACGCCCUAUGGGUCUCCUUCACAAAACGGGGACGAACAACAGAAUGGCUUUAACACACAGAAAAGCCUUCUCCAAGACUAUCGUUCUUGACAGGCAAACGGUCGGGAGCUCACUCUGUCAGUUUCCCCCAGACUCCAGUAGAGAUCUGUCUACUACUCCCAGUCAAGCUCAGGUCAGAUUUCACUCGUUGGACUUAUUGAGGGCUACCAGCAACAGGUGCCACAAGAGACCUUAUUGCUGUUACUACGAUUUAAUAAAAGCCCUGUUUGGUUUCCUUUUUAUUCGCUUAUUUUUAGAAAAGGGAAGCAUCGGUAAACAGAAAUGGACAAAAAAAAAAAAAAUCCCAGCAUCAAGUCUGCUAAUAGCCUAUAUCCAACCCCAAACUAUUUAUUUUUGUAAUAUGAAUAUUGCGGGGGGGCAAGUGAUAUUUAGUAUGAUACUGAAACUCACUUUGAUGCAUCACCUGGUUCGUAAGACAAAAGACCAGUGGGUGGUGAUGUCCGAACCGAACUCCAAGCAGUGGAACGUGCAAAUAUGAAUACAUCUCUGAAUGAACUCCCCUCACUGGCCUACAACACCCCUGGCUUGCAGUGAUUGGACUUCAGGUCAACUAUGUGACCCCAGGUAGUUGAUUGUAAAGAUAGUGCAUUAUAUUUUUGAAUGUAUUAUAUUCCUCUGUUGAACUUGAACCUUUGGACACUUGACUUGGGUCUUGCUGUGUAAGGGGAAUGAGGUUGGAGUUAAUUUAUUUUUUAUUCAUUAAGUGCAUGAGAAUGUUCUCAAAAGGUGACCCAGAAUGCCCUACGCAGGGGGAACUUUGCUUCUCCCAUUAACACAAAUUAGUUGUAUACUUUUCCGUGUAUGCUUUUUUGUAUUUAAUACUUGCAUGCGUUAGUGACAAUUGUUUAUUUAUAAGCACACUUUUCAGAAUAAAUUCUUCAUAUCCCCAG
Molecule: messenger RNA, 2490 nt
Organism: Gadus morhua (Atlantic cod)
Lineage: Eukaryota; Metazoa; Chordata; Actinopteri; Gadiformes; Gadidae
Gene: siral1
Product: family with sequence similarity 118 member B
Exons: 8
Coding region: 488-1630 (380 amino acids)
Source: RefSeq, a predicted model, not a curated record